Messenger RNA from Rhododendron vialii, 705 nucleotides. Its product is annotated as monothiol glutaredoxin-S2. The coding region runs from base 138 to 446 and encodes 102 amino acids. The transcript has a single exon. The record is from RefSeq and is a predicted model, not a curated record. NCBI's taxonomy places the organism in Eukaryota, Viridiplantae, Streptophyta, Magnoliopsida, Ericales, Ericaceae.
CAAAACUUCUCUCCCAAUCACCAAACCUAGCUCACAUUUCUCUACAAAAAAUUUCUUACUUGCAUUUCCUACUCAAAGUAUUUUCAAACCGAUCGAUCGAUCUCUAGAUAUUUCUCUCUCCUAGUUUUAUCGCUAAAAUGGAUAGGGUGGCAAAAAUGGUGAGCGAAAGGCCGGUGGUGAUAUUCAGCAAGAGCUCUUGUUGCAUGAGCCACACAAUCAAAACCCUGUUCUCGGACUUCGGUGUUAACCCUAGCAUUCAAGAGCUCGAUGAGAUUCCGAGGGGCCGGGAAAUCGAGGCGGCGCUUAUCAGCCGCGGUUGCAACCCGGCGGUCCCUGCGGUGUUCAUUGGCGGCGAGUUGGUGGGUGGAGCCAAUGAGGUCAUGAGCCUUCACCUUAAGAGGUCAUUGAUCCCUAUGCUCAGGAGGGCUGGAGCUUUAUGGGUUUGAUAAAUCCAUGGAAAAAACAAAAACAAAAAAGGCAUAUCUAGAAAAUUACCUAAUUAAUAAGUUAACUUGUGUCUGUGUUUUUGUUUUUACUACUAUAUACUAUAUAGAGUGGGUUUAGGCAUCGGAUUUUGUAGCAUAUGGAGCCUAUUUAAGUCGUAAUACUACUCUACAAAAUAAUGUGUUACUUUAUAGUAGCUUUGUUUUUUGCAAUGUAAUCGUCUCGAUCGCGAUUUUGAUAAUAAAGAUGAGUUUAUUUUAA